This is a messenger RNA of Capsella rubella, 1691 nucleotides long. RefSeq names its product protein ROOT PRIMORDIUM DEFECTIVE 1. The record is from RefSeq and is a predicted model, not a curated record. NCBI's taxonomy places the organism in Eukaryota, Viridiplantae, Streptophyta, Magnoliopsida, Brassicales, Brassicaceae. Bases 110 to 1525 code for a protein of 471 amino acids. Gene Ontology annotation, molecular function: RNA binding. The transcript has a single exon.
CACAGCAUCAGUGUCUUAGAAACGCCAUUGAUGAGCCAAAACCCUCUUUAAACCCUUUCAUCAGGUUUUUCCUUUCUUCUCCUGAAACCCUAAGCCUACCAAAUCGUCCAUGAAAUCCGUUUUCCGUACCAUUUCUAGUCGCCGUCAUUCCGGCCACCGAACAUUCGCCGAUACGGCGGCUGAAGAUGUCUACAAAUUCGUAAGAGACAGAGGUCUCGACCACGCGGUUGAAAGAGAGAAGAAUCUGAGACCACUUCUCAGCAUCAAAGACCUAAUCAGGUCGGAGCCUGCAAAAUCAGUCCCGAUCUCAGUUAUCACCACUCAGAGAGAUUCACUGCGAGUUCCUCUCCGUCCCAUCGAGUUCAUCCGAAGCUUCCCUUCCGUUUUCCAGGAGUUUCUUCCCGGAGGAAUUGGUAUUCAUCCUCACAUCAGCCUCACGCCGGAGAUUCUGAACCUCGACGCCGAUGAGCAAUUGGUUUACGGGAGUGAGUCUUAUAAGCAAGGGUUAGCUGAUAGGCUUCUGAAAUUGUUGAUGAUCAAUAGGAUUAAUAAAAUUCCUUUGGAGGUUCUUGAUUUGUUGAAAUGGGAUUUAGGUUUGCCUCAGGAUUACGUUGAAACUAUGGUACCUGAGUUCCCUGAUUAUUUUAGAGUUAUCAAAUCUAAGUUACGAGGAUGUAGUGGUGAGCUAGAACUUGUUUGUUGGAGUAGUGAGCAUGCUGUAUCUGUGUUGGAGAAGAAAGCUAGAAUGAUAGGAAAAGGAAAAGGAGAGUUUACGAAAGGAUCGCCGAUUGCUUUUCCUAUGAAGUUUUCAAAUGGUUUUGUGGUUGAUAAGAAGAUGAAGAAAUGGAUUGAUGAUUGGCAGAAACUGCCUUAUAUUUCUCCUUAUGAGAAUGCACUUCAUCUGUCUGCAACUAGCGAUGAGUCUGACAAGUGGGCGGCUGCUGUUUUGCACGAAAUCAUGAACCUUUUUGUGUCUAAGAAGGCUGAGAAAGAUGCUAUUUUGCAUCUCGGUGAGUUUAUGGGAUUGAGAUCUAGGUUUAAGAGAGUUCUCCAUAACCAUCCCGGCAUCUUUUAUUUGUCGAGUAAGCUUAGGACUCACACUGUGGUUCUUAGAGAUGGUUACAAGAGGGGAAUGCUGAUAGAGAGCAAUGAACUGGUGACAAGCAGGAACCGUUACAUGAAACUCAUGAAUACGGUUAAGAAAGACAACAAGGCAGUUUCUUCUACCAGCAAGAGAGAAGACAAGGGAAAAGUGGAAGGGGAAGUUUGUGACACUGAUGCAAAGGCUGGGAAUGAUGACAUUUCUGGUUCUGAUGUCGAGGAUGAUCGUAGAGGAGAUUUUGUUGAUGACGAUGAGGACGAUGAUGAAGAGGAUCAAAACCAGAGUCUGAAGCGUGGUAGUAGAAAUUCAAGUCCAAGAGCCGGUAGGAGGAGUUUUGGGAACUCAGGUUCACGAGAUAAGCCACAAUCGAGGCGGAACAAGAUCAGUUUAAAGACCGAGAAGAAAAGGAGUAGGAUGUAUUAAAGACUUUAAAUCCAUCUUUACUGGUGGCUGCAUUUUCAGCGGGUUUCUUCUCCUGUGUAAUAAUCUCACUCUAUAGCUUGUCAUUCUUACUUCUCAGGAAAACAUUUGAGUAUUUUUGAAAGAGUGAGUUAUGAUUCAAUGGCUAUGCUUACAAGUUGAAUUGCUA